Molecule: messenger RNA, 1560 nt
Organism: Trichoplax adhaerens
Lineage: Eukaryota; Metazoa; Placozoa; Uniplacotomia; Trichoplacea; Trichoplacidae
Exons: 11
Coding region: 1-1560 (519 amino acids)
Biological process (GO): lipid metabolic process
Molecular function (GO): calcium ion binding
Source: RefSeq, a predicted model, not a curated record
AUGUCAGCUUGCCUAAUUGCAGUUGGCUUGAAACCAUCUCAAAUAGAGGAAUUCUUGAAUCAAGAUACUCGUAAAUUAUUAAUGGAUCAUUCUUGCGGUUACCUCAGUUUAUUACCAAAUAUUUUACAAAAGUACGGCUGGAAUCCAGGUAAAAGAUUAUUGCAUUGGUUCGGUGAGACACUAGAGAAUGUCACUGGUAAUGCCGAUAUCACUUUUUGGGAGGUUUAUGAAGGCUUUGGUAUUGAGCUUUGCAUUGUGGCAACAAAUCUCAAUUUAAUGUCAGUAGAAUAUUUCCACCCUAAAACAUCCCCUAAUAUGCCAAUAAGGAAGGCAGUUCGUAUGUCUAUGUCAAUUCCAGGCAUAUUUCAAAGCGUUUUACACAAAAAUCACGAGCACUUUGAUGUUUAUGUCGAUGGUGGGUUACUCUGUAAUUAUCCAAUUCAUGCGUUCGAUGGUUGGUGGCUAUCGAUGAAGCCUGAAGAUAGUUUUUUAAGAAAAUUACAACCACUGAAUGAUUUACCACGAUUAUUUGAUAAAUCUGAACGAUUUGGUGUAUGGAAUGAUAAAACGAUUGGAUUGAUGCUGUACUCGCGUACGGAAAACGAAUUUCUUAAAACUUACUUAAGUGCUAGAGAUGGUUGCCAACCUCCAUUACCACCAAGAACAAAAUUAUCAAUUGCUAGAGAGAAAAUCCGACAGAAGCAACAGAUAAUGAUGAGAGAUCAUAGCAAGGUUGUUAAAGCAAUCGAACGUUUUCUGAAAGUCUUAGCCGAGAGUAACAUCGACGAAGAUGCCAUAAUUGAUAAAACUGAGCUCAAGUUGGCAUUUAGCGAUAAGGAAAAAUUUUCCGACGAUGAUGCAUAUCUCCUAUUUGGUAAAGAUUAUACCUUGGCAUCAGCAUUUGAAACUUUAGAUACUGACGGAGAUGGAAGUAUCACGUUUCAAGAAUUAGUUAAUUUUGUAGAAAAGCGUGGUGUUAGUUUACAAGCCCGAUUUGAAGGUUUAAAUCGUAAAGAGAUUAAUGGUCUUGGAGAUUUUAUGGUUAAUCUACAGGAAGCAUUAUCUAUUAAUGUAAAAAAAGUCUACGUCGAGAAACGCGAUGUAGAAAGGACGAUCGGUAUCGAUACCGAUUAUAUAGAAACCACUGACUUUGAAUUAUUAAAAGAAGAUCGAGAAUUCUUACUGGAGGUUGGUCGUCGAUCUGCUAGAGCAUUCCUGUAUGACUUUCUCAAGCGAAAGAAUCCACCUAGGAAAACAGCAGCUGAUUACAAGAGAAGUCGUCGAAUGGAAGCAUUGCGACAUCAACAAUUAUUACGACGGCGUAGCGAACAAAUCUUAGGUUUAUCAUCAGGAAGUCAAUCUAAAAACAAGAAGAGUCUGUCGGGACGAAAAAAAGUUUCCAUAAAGAAGAACGCCAAAAAUCCUAUGAUGAGGCAAAUUACAGAAGAAACAGAAAUUACCGAUUCCGAUGCAAGUGAUAUCAGUUCAACUGGUGGUAAAGAUACUCGUAGACUGAAUCCAAUUAAUAAUAGGCCUCGAACAAGAACAUGGGAUAAUUAA